CACAUUUCUCUUCAACUUGACUUUCCGUACCAACGAAGCGAGGCACAAACGAUACGUAGAAAACCAGGACCGCUCGAUAACCCAGAGAGCCUCUGCAAAAGUCCACGCAUCCUUGUUACUAUACGAUUCCCGUCCUCGCGUUGUUUUCGCUUCUUGAACUCAAUUUGAUACCCGUACUGUACUGUGCAAUCGACCCCGCCGACUGAGCGAAACCCGAGACAAACAAGAAAUAGGCCGACAAACAAAACGCGGUGGCGCCGCCCAGAAGUCGCAGGGAAAGCCAACUCAGUCCCCUACAAAGGAUGGCCGAGCCCCAGCCAGCCCCGUCCAGGUCGGGUCAGCCGCAAGAUAGCUAUUCUCAGAGCCAAGGCAGGGGCAGGUCACGACGGGGCCCUCGUCGGGGCCGUGGAGGGGCUGCUGAACCAGCAGAUGGGCACACGGCAAACGCAACUCCCGCAGCCGAGCCUGCUGCUGCGGCCGGCAGUGCAUCCUCUCGCGGCGGCGGCUCUCGGGGAAACCAACGGGGCGAUUCGCGCGGAGGCCGCCGAGGACAACCGCGCCGCGGACGUGGGGGGCGCGGAGGGCAGGCUCCCGUCUCGGUAGUAUCUCAGCAACGGACUUUUGGUGGGCACUUGACAGCCCCUUCCGAUCGCCCAGACAGUAGGGCCUCCCAGGCAGCCUCGGGUCUGAGCGGCGAGGCCCCCGAGUUCGUCCCGGGCGGUCCGGUUAGGCAGCGGGGCCAAGGCCCGGCCGGCCGGCCGAGCGAGCGCCGGUCUCUGCCCAAGGGCGUCAAGUCCUCCGCCCCAGACCUGCCAACCCGCAUCCACGAGGAUAUCGACAACCGCGAGUACGAGUGCGUCAUCUGCACCAACGAGGUCCUGCGCAACUCCAGGGUGUGGUCUUGCUCGCUGUGCUGGACUGUCGUCCACCUCAGCUGUGUCAAGAAGUGGCACUCGAACCAGCUUAGCGCCAGGGACCCGCAGCAGGAAUCCACGACAUGGCGCUGCCCUGCCUGUAAUUCGUCCCUGUCAGAGGACCCAGGCUCCUAUCACUGCUGGUGCGGCAAGGACCUGAACCCGUCUCCCGUCCCCGGCCUGCCGCCCCAUUCGUGCGGAAACACAUGUUCCAAGCCCAGGCCGAACUGCGUUCACCCGUGCGGGCUGCAGUGCCACAGCGGCCCAUGUCCCCCCUGUGCACUGAUGGGCCCGUCGCGCUCCUGUUUCUGCGGGAAGCACGAGAUUUCGAAGCGAUGCGUGGAGACGGACUAUUCCAAGGGCUGGACCUGCCAAGAGGUCUGCGGUGACCUGCUACCGUGUGGCGAACACACCUGUGCCCGCCCAUGUCACGAUGGUCUCUGCGGUAGCUGUGAGCUUUUGGUCACGUCCACUUGCUACUGCGGCCAGACGAACAAAGAUAUCCCGUGCGAGCGACGUGAGGAUAUUUUGCCGUCGUUCGACCAUGGCCAGGUGCAACGCGGCCAGGGCAGCGAGCCAGGUACCUGGUUCGAAGGAUCCUUCAAGUGCUCAUCGAAAUGUGGCAGGCAGUUUGAUUGUGGCUUGCAUACAUGCCAGCGCGGCUGCCACGAGCAGAACCAAGACGCCGCCCACUGCCCCUUUUCUCCCGACGUCGUCCUUACCUGCCCCUGCGGCCAGACCUCCCUCGACGACAUAAUAUCACAACCGAGGCAAUCGUGCCACGACCCGAUCCCGCAAUGCACCAAGGUCUGCGGCAAGACACUACUAUGUGGUCAUUCCUGCAAGCAAACCUGCCACCCGGAAGCAUGCGAGCCCUGCACGCAGGUGGUGGAGGCACCUUGCAGAUGUGGGAGGACGGCCACAGAACUUAUUUGCAGCGAAGGCCAGGAGGAACAGCCUGUCUGCGAGCGCACGUGCCGGGCACAGCUGAACUGUGGGCGCCACGAGUGCAAGAACAUCUGCUGCACCGGCGAGCGUAGGGCCUCGGAGAGGCUAGUGGCAAAAAGGAAGAGCAAGGCGUCUAGUUCGUCGUCGUCUAAUGAAGAGGUCGAGGCGGAGCAUGUCUGCAUCCGCGUGUGUGGCCGAAAACUCAAAUGCGGGACGCAUGCUUGCCAGCAGCUGUGCCACAAGGGGUCCUGCCCUUCCUGUCUAGAGGCUAUCUUCGACGAGAUCGCUUGCUAUUGUGGCCGUACCGUACUCUACCCUCCGCAGCCGUGCGGAACACGGCCACCGGUCUGUCGGUUCGAAUGCUCCAGGGCAAAGGCAUGUGGACACCCUCCAGUCAAGCACAGCUGCCAUACCGACGAUGUGCCCUGCCCUCCAUGUCCCUUUCUUGUCGAGAAGCCGUGCAUCUGCGGGAAGCAAACCCUGAAGAACCAGCCUUGCUGGUUUGAGGAGACCCGGUGCGGGCUUCCCUGCGGAUCGACGCUCAAGUGCGGCUCUCACAAGUGCCAGCGGCUGUGCCACAGGCCUGGCCAGUGUGAGGACGCCGAGGUGGCCGGUUCGCACUGCUCCCAGCCCUGCGGCAAGACGCGAACAUCGUGUGAACACACAUGCGCCAACCAGUGCCAUGCUCCGUUCCCCUGCAAAGAGGACAAGCCCUGCCAGUGCAAGCUGUUCAUCACCUGCGACUGCCAGAAUCGCAAGCAGGAAGUGAGAUGCCUCGCCACCGCCAACGACGAGAGGCCCGGCCGUGAGGCGCUCAAGUGCGAUGAGGAGUGCCUGAAGCUGCAACGCAACCGACGACUGGCGGAUGCGCUCAAGAUCGACCCGGAAUCGCACACCGACGACCACAUCCCGUACUCUGACGCUACUGUUAAGAUGUUCCGGGAAAACGUGGGCUGGACGCAAACCCAAGAGCGCGAGUUCCGCGUGUUCGCCGCGGACCCUUCGGAGAAACGCAUCCGGUUCAAGCCAAUGCAGCCGCACCAACGAGCCUUCCUGCACUCGCUAGCCGAGGACUUUGGCCUGGACAGCGAGAGCCAGGACCCGGAGCCGCACCGGCAUGUCGUCGUCUUCAAGACCCCCCGCUUCGUCUCAGCGCCUCGAAAGACGUUGGCCCAGUGCGUUAACAUCAUCAAGACGGCCGAGGCCGCCUCGGCAGCUGCCGCCGCGCCGCAGACUACGCGAGCCGCCUCGAUAGAGCCGUUCAACGCCUUUGUUCUGUCCAAGCCCAAGUUCGGCCUCACCAUCGACGAGGUCGACAAGGGUUUGGCCGCCGACCUCGCCAGCACGGUGAGCUCGUCCCUGACCUUCACCACCACCUUUCUCCCGGCGAGCGACGAGGUGCUGGUGACGGCGCACCGGUCGCCCGUCACGGCGGCAAGCAUCGCGCGCGCCGGCGGCGCCAUCUCGACGCCCGUCGCCCUCGAGAACGCCCUGGUCGCCCUCCGACCCGCGAUAGCCAAGACGGUCGGCCGCCUGGGCCUCGCCGCGAGGGUUGGCCUGUGCCACGUGGACGGCUCGGGCGUCGUGGGCCGGCGCGAGGGCGGCUCGUCGUCCUCGGGCCCCGACGCGGACGGCUGGAGCGCCGUCGUGGGGCGCGCUGCGGGCCGCCAGCCUGUCCGCCCGGCCCCGGAGCCGGCCAAGAAGCCGGGGGGCGUGUUCCUGGCCCUGGCCAGGCGGAAGCCCGCCGAGCCGCCCAAGCCCAAGCCCGAGCCCGAGCCGCUGGAGGACGACUGGGAGACUGCUGCGGAGAAGCUGGAGGACAGGAAUAGUGGUUAAUAUUACCAUAGGGCAAGCAGCCUCUUGGGAGACAUGCAUGGAUCUUCAUCCUGCCGCGGUACCCUGGUGAUGGCAGACAGCUAGGUCACUAGGGAGAUAGGCGAGGAGCAAAGCCUGUGUUUUUUUUUGGUGGCCUGUGGAUGUGUGUUGGUUGCGAAAGUGGCAGCUACUCGAUGGCGCACGCGGAGAUGCGCAUCAAUACCAGAUAUCUACUCGGGCUUCACUCGAACAACGAUUCCUUGAUGCCAAAUCGUCGCAUCUAUAUACUUAUCGCUUGCGGAGAACUUGCAAACCUCUCGAUGUGGAAUCUACCUUGCAUGGACGGCUGACUGAACGUUGCCCCUGAACCACUGUCUGGAGGGCCAGGCAUGAACUGCAACGGGAGGCUAUUUCUUGAGUGAGCUUUGUCACGAGCUCUAUAACGGCGGACAAGAUUUGCGAUGUGUAAUGUAUCAUGACUAUGGCCUCGUGCAACUGCGUCUUUCGUCUUUUUUUUCCUUUUCUUUUUCUACAGCCUGCCCGGGGAUAAAACCACGGAUCUCGCAAAACAAUAUCUGGAAGCGGCUCAUGCACUCGAACUGCAGGAACCUCAAAUUGGUCCCAAGAAUAUGGACCUAGAUAGCAUGUGGGCCAAUAUUUGUAUAUACCCAGACAAAGCCCUAUUCAGCCGCAUAAGCCCUCCGGGUUUCGGGUAAAGGGCUAUAGAUAAGGUGAAGGAGGCGGCGCCAAUAUCGAUACCAGAACAAUAGUCUGUGUUUGGCUACGGAUGAAGAGCACCCUGCCUGCCUCCUCCAAACCGCGAUUACUCUUUGCGUUUCCUUUUUUUUUCCAGCCGGAGGGAGGAGCAUGAGGGGGCAAGGUCAAGGUCGCGUCAUCGGAGGUCAACCUAUACUUUGAUAAGUCUGUCCCGCUAUAUAUCCAAGCUAGCUCGUCCGGCGUGACCUCCCUGAGACAACGGGUCG
This is a messenger RNA of Gaeumannomyces tritici R3-111a-1, 4660 nucleotides long. RefSeq names its product NF-X1-type zinc finger protein NFXL1. Gene Ontology annotation, molecular function: DNA-binding transcription factor activity, RNA polymerase II-specific; zinc ion binding; RNA polymerase II transcription regulatory region sequence-specific DNA binding. Gene Ontology annotation, biological process: negative regulation of transcription by RNA polymerase II. The coding region runs from base 303 to 3698 and encodes 1131 amino acids. Gene Ontology annotation, cellular component: nucleus. The record is from RefSeq and is a predicted model, not a curated record. Lineage: Eukaryota; Fungi; Ascomycota; Sordariomycetes; Magnaporthales; Magnaporthaceae. The transcript has 2 exons.